AUGGUCAUGUGUUCUUCAAUCCCAUAUCCCACACCCUCAAUCCCGUAUUUUCUGCUGAAUUAUCCUAAAUUUGUCUGGGUUUCACAUUUUGCAACUUUUUGCACCAUUCUGAGAGGAAAGAAAAUGACUACUCCAACAAGAAUUGGCCUUGCUGGUCUUGCUGUGAUGGGACAAAAUCUUGCCCUUAACAUAUCUGAGAAAGGAUUCCCAAUUUCUAUUUACAACCGAACCACUUCAAAAGUUGAUGAGACCGUAGAAAGAGCUAAAUUGGAAGGCAACCUUCCAGUGUAUGGCUUCCAUGAUCCUGAGUCCUUCGUUCAAUCAAUCCAAAAACCACGUGUCAUAAUUAUGCUUGUUAAGGCUGGUGCCCCUGUUGAUCAGACCAUCAAAACCCUUUCUGUUUACAUGGAAAAAGGAGACUGCAUUAUCGAUGGUGGUAACGAGUGGUAUGAGAACACUGAGAGGAGAGAGAAGCAAAUGACUGAAUUAGGUCUGCUUUAUCUUGGAAUGGGAGUUUCUGGUGGUGAAGAGGGUGCUCGUCAUGGACCCUCUUUGAUGCCUGGAGGUUCGUUUGAAGCUUACAAGUACAUCGAAGAUAUUCUUCUUAAGGUGGCUGCACAAGUUCCUGCUAGCGGCCCCUGUGUUACGUACAUUGGCAAAGGAGGAUCAGGUAACUUCGUUAAGAUGAUUCAUAAUGGGAUUGAAUAUGGUGAUAUGCAGCUGAUUGCGGAGGCCUAUGAUGUUCUGAAAUCAGUUGGGAAGCUCUCUAAUGAUGAACUUCAUCAGGUUUUCUCAGAAUGGAACCAGGGGGAGCUUCUUAGCUUUUUGAUUGAGAUCACAGCAGAUAUAUUCAGAAUUAAAGAUGAUAAGGGUAAUGGGUAUCUAGUAGACAAGGUUCUUGACAAAACUGGUAUGAAGGGAACUGGCAAAUGGACUGUUCAGCAAGCUGCGGAGUUGUCAAUUGCAGCACCAACAAUUGCUUCAUCAUUAGAUUCAAGAUUCCUUAGUGGGUUAAAGGAAGAAAGGGUUCAAGCUGCCAAGGUUUUCAAAUCUAUUGGGGUCAGUGACAUCCUUACUGAUCGAGAUGUAGAUAAGAAAAAGUUGAUCGAUGAUGUAAGACAAGCACUUUAUGCAUCCAAAAUAUGUAGUUAUGCCCAAGGAAUGAAUUUAAUCCGUGCAAAGAGCAUCGAGAAAGGAUGGGACUUGAAACUAGGAGAGCUUGCCAGAAUUUGGAAGGGCGGGUGCAUUAUCCGGGCUGUAUUUUUAGAUCGUAUCAAGAAAGCUUACGACAGAAACCCUGAGCUUGCAAAUUUGCUUGUGGAUCCAGAGUUUGCAAAGGAAGUAAUUGAUCGACAGCCGGCUUGGCGAAGAGUUGUCUGCCUUGCUAUUAAAUCAGGCAUCAGCACCCCUGGUAUGUCUUCAAGCCUUGCUUAUUUUGACACAUACAGAAGGGAAAGACUGCCUGCUAAUUUGGUCCAAGCUCAAAGGGAUUACUUUGGUGCUCAUACAUAUGAGAGGACCGAUAUGCCUGGCUCCUUCCAUACAGAGUGGUUCAAGAUUGCAAAACAAUCAAAGAUUUAG
Fraxinus pennsylvanica is the source of this 1581-nucleotide messenger RNA. Lineage: Eukaryota; Viridiplantae; Streptophyta; Magnoliopsida; Lamiales; Oleaceae. The record is from the annotation of a GenBank genome assembly.